This is a messenger RNA of Panicum hallii, 1257 nucleotides long. RefSeq names its product VQ motif-containing protein 4-like. The record is from RefSeq and is a predicted model, not a curated record. The transcript has a single exon. Lineage: Eukaryota; Viridiplantae; Streptophyta; Magnoliopsida; Poales; Poaceae. Bases 153 to 872 code for a protein of 239 amino acids.
CCCUCCCCCGCUUCCUCUGUCCUCUCUUCUUAACCUUCCCACCCUCUUCCUCCACUCCAUCCUCCUCCUCCCCUCGUCGCCUCCUCCCCGGCCCUCUUCUCCUCCUCCUCUUCCCAACCAACGCCAAAACCCAGGAAACCCACGCUCACUCAAUGGAGGUCUCCACCAAGCAGCUCCUCCCCAUGCCUCAUCAGCAGGACCCCAACUCCCCUUCCUCUUCCACCUCCUCGUCGUCCUCCUCCUCCACCUCACCGUCUCACCCCCACCACCGUGCGCAGCCCCACAACCUCCCACCGUCGCCCCGGCCCAUCCCGCGCACCAUCGACACCACCCCGUUCCCCACCACUUUCGUCCAGGCCGACACCACGUCCUUCAAGCAGGUCGUCCAGAUGCUCACCGGCGCCGAUCAGCCCACGAAGAACGACGCAACGACGGCAGCGGCCACGGGCAACAGCGGCGGCGGCGCCGGAACCAGCGGCGGCCAGGCGGCUGGCGGGCCGUGCCGGCCCAAGAAGCCGUCUUUCAAGCUGUACGAGCGGCGGAGCAGCAUGAAGAACCUCAAGAUGAUCGCGCCGCUGGCGAUGGGCCCGCCGCCGUCGCCGCGGAGGGCGACGCCGGAGAUCCUCUCGCCGAGCGUGCUGGACAUCCCGUCCCUGAGGCUCAGCAGCCCGGUGACGCCGCUGACCGGGGACCCCUUCAACCGCUCGCCGGCGUCGACGUCGUCCUCCGAGGAGGCCGAGCGCGCGGCCAUCGCCGAGAGGGGGUUCUUCCUCCACCCGUCCCCGCGGGGCGCCGAGCCGCCGCGCCUGCUCCCGCUCUUCCCCGUCACCUCGCCCCGGAUGGCCGCCCCCGCCGCGGCGCCGUCCGAGUGAUCCGGCCCGAGAUCGAUCCCACCUCAGGUCGAUCCGAUCGCCGGCGCCCGCCUCUACCAUAGCUACUACCUGUACUACUACAACCCUCGCCGUACCCUCCCUUCACCUCUGGUCUUGUAAGGUGCUUGCUUUGCUCUGCUCCUGUUCUUGAUCGACGCUGCUGCUGCUGUAGUUUUUGCUCCCUUCUUGAAAGGAAGAAGGGAGUUUGUUACUUUUUCUUCCUUUCGGAGCGGCGACUCGCGAGCGAUUGUACGAUCCGAGCCUGGAGACGCCCGCACGCACCAGGCUCGAUUCCUCGAUCGCUCGGCCUCCGAAAUGAAGUGAUGGGUGGAUGGAUUAGUAAAUUAAUUAUGAAUUAAUGAAGAUUAAUCUCGAGCUUAUGUGA